UCAUACUCCGUAUAUAAUAUUCUAAUUAUAUUGAAAAAUAAAUUUGGAUCAAGAAAUCAUAAAUAAAUUUCAACUAGCUAAUGAAGUAUUUAUUUUUUGUAAUUCUAUUACAAACAAGCCAGGAAGACUUUCUGUAUAGUUAGACUGGAACUAAGUCCUAUCUUUCUUUCUUGCUAUUUUGUCUAGCCUGUACUUUUGCAUCAUCCACGUCAAAACUUUUUUUUUUUUUUUUUUUUCUUGGUGUUAAUUAGCACCCGAUUCACCCUUGGGGCUAAUUUGGAUUCGGGGCAAGUUCUGGGUUGAUAGGUUCCAGUCCCCACCCAAUUGUUGUUGUGCGGGAUCGAACACAAGUCCUCCAUACCAAGUUCAGCCCAAUCACCACUGAACCAACAGUACUUUCAAAACUUUCAAUUGUUGAUCGAUCAAGGACUCGAGGUUAAGUGUUGUACUUGAAGUUUAUUAUUGCGGCGGAAGCAUUGGAACUUUUUGAGCUCGUACCCUUGCAAUGGAUACUAUAGGUGGUACCGCGAAGAAGGGCAGGGGAUUCAUUCGCCUACUGGGGUUAAAGUGGGCGCAUUGGUUCGCGAGAAUAGUGAUGUUAUGGGUGAUGAUGUUAUACUUGGCCGAGGUAUGGAAGCUUGAUCUCAGGCAUGCGGCAACAAUUAUCAAUAUAUGGAGGGGUUCAACUAAAGUAUUGCCUCUUGUCUUUGUCUUCGUCGCGGAUGCUUUCCUAGGCCACUUUAGUAUCCUCUUGCUCUCCAGUCUUUCCAACUCUCUUGGACUGGGGUUGUUUUGGAUGUCAACACCACCAGUUUCAGCCAAAUUAAAUGGAAACUGCGCAGAAUACAAGGCUGAAUGUAUAGAGAACCGCCAAAAACAACUCUUUUACACGGCCCUAGUCCUUAACGCGGUAGGAAUAGCAGGUCAUGUAGCUUCUUUUGACUUCUUUGCUGAAAAGCAGAUAAAGAGUAUUGCAGCGAACUUGUCUACAACUUUUAACUUAUUCAAUUCUUCCGAAGAAGAGAUUAACGAUGUUCAAGUGGGUGUCCGAGAACAGAAUCCUUCUCCAUUAGCUUCGAAUUUUGGGCUAUCAUCACCUUCUUUUCCACGACACUUCCUUUGUUUAUUUUGUAAAUGUUGUGGAGUCUUCUGCUUCUUCUUCUUCAGCAGCAUUGUCUUUGUUGCUGGAAUCCUAAUAGUGGUGUUCGUCAAACCAUGGACUAUUAGGUUUGGAGUUUCAGCCAUAUUUGCAGUGUUUUCAUUUCUAGUUUUCUUGAGUGCAGCUGCCUCUUACACGUAUGUUGGACCUCGAGGAAGCCCCUUCACUACUACAUUUCGCGUGCUUUUUGCUGCUUGCUCCAAAUUUUUUUAUAGGCUACCGCAAGAUGUUUGUCAGCUUUAUGAGAAUAUAGCCCUUGGUGAAUCUUCCUUGUUUUCUCACACCAACAGUCUAAGGUGUCUGGACAAGGCUGCUAUUAUACUGCCACACCCUGAUUUAAACCAACAACAACAAAGUCGAUGGAAGCUCUGCAGAGUAUCUGAAGUCGAAGCAACCAAGAUUUUGAUACGGUUAAUUCCCUUGUGGAUGACCUUAAUAAUAUGUGGAGUUGUAUCUUCCUUAGGGGAGACAUACUUUAUGCAGCAAGCAGAGAGCAUGAACACCGAACUUGAUCCUUCUUUAGUCUUUUUGUUCUUCAAUGUAUUCGCAAAUUUACUCUUCACCAAGCUCUUUGAGAUGAUAGCCGAUGAAGUUGUUGGCAGCUCAAUAUCCCGCAAACGUUGGGUGUCUCUUGUAGGAAUUGCAGUGGCAAUGAUGCUCUCGAUAUUAUGCUGCAUCGCAGCAGCAAUUGUAGAGAAAAAAAGGCUACGAAUAGCAAAAAAUCAGGACUUAAUCAACGAAAAAAUACCUAUGAGCAUAUUUUGGCUAAUGCCACAAUUUGCUUUGCUUGGUGCAUCGGAUGGAAUACUUGCAACGAGUGUAACUGACUUGCUAUCGGAUCAAGCUCCUCCCCCUAUGAGUCGAUACUCAAUACAUUUUGCAUUUGCAGCGUCUGGAAUUGGAUACAUGGUGAGUCCAAUUACUGUUGAUAUAGUAGGAAAGAUUAGCCAAAAUAUUAGUGGUAGUGGGACAAGUUGGUUCCAAGCUACAUCCAAUAAUAGUCGUUUAGAUAACUAUUUCUGGGUGUUAGCUGCAUUAAGUGCUGCUAAUGUUGUCUUUUACAUUGUGGUUGCAAGUAACUAUCGCUUUAGGGACUCCAAAAAUAACAUUUUCGAUAAGGCACCAGGAGUACUACUCCAUGGUAACCAUCCACUCAGCUCUUUUUUCUCUCUCUAAAGGAAUUGCAAACAGAUUUGUACAAACCAUAAUACGGAUUCCCUACUUAUAACAAUACGGAGUAUUAUUUUGGUAUCCAAGUAGACCAAGGAUCAAAUGUCAUCUUCGUGUUAGUGUUAGAGAUCAUACUUUACAUUUUCGAUAAGCCACCAGGAGUACUGGACUUUUUUAAAAGCAAUGUUGUCAAAAACUACCUUAUAAAAUUGUGUUUUAGCGAAAAAAUACUUUAUAAAAAAUUGUAAUCAACUUCCUUAUAUAAAAAAUUAUGUUGUAACACACUACUUUUUCCCGAAUUAUGAACCUUGACUUAAAUUCCGAGAAAAGUUAACCCCGAAAUUUUGCAUAAAUGGUCAUAAUCCAACCAAAUGUAGUAUCUUACAUCCUAAAAAAAAUUAUAAGAUAUUUAAUUACAACAUUUUCUUUAUAAGGUAGUUUCUCGAAAAAUCUCAAAUUAAUUUAUAAGGAACGUAGUAUU
Spinacia oleracea (spinach) is the source of this 2810-nucleotide messenger RNA. RefSeq names its product protein NRT1/ PTR FAMILY 5.5-like. NCBI's taxonomy places the organism in Eukaryota, Viridiplantae, Streptophyta, Magnoliopsida, Caryophyllales, Amaranthaceae. Bases 506 to 2335 code for a protein of 609 amino acids. The transcript is spliced from 5 exons. Gene Ontology annotation, cellular component: membrane. Gene Ontology annotation, molecular function: transmembrane transporter activity. The record is from RefSeq and is a predicted model, not a curated record. Gene Ontology annotation, biological process: transmembrane transport.